AUGGAAUUCCUGACAGCUGCUCUGCUUCUGAUCUCUGCAGCGGUCACCCUGGUUGAGCCGGCAUUUCUCAGGGGUUUCCAGUGCAUUAAGCACUCCCAACCUUGGACAGCAGCCCUCUUUGAUGGUCCGAAAUUCCUUUGCACGGGGACUCUGAUAAGCAACAAUUGGGUGGUCACUGCAGCCCAAUGCCGCACUGGUCGACCCCUCUUAGUGAGUCUCGGACAGCACAGCCUGUGGCACUUUGAGUUCACAGAGCAGGUGAGGGUUGCUUUCAAGGCCAUCCGCCACCCCUUCUUUGACAGCAGCAGCAAGGAGAAUGACAUCAUGUUGGUCAAACUUCUAAUCCCAGUCUUCGUCAACAAGUAUGUCCGGCCGCUAGCCUUGCCAAGAGGCUGUCCUGCUCCUCAGAGCCAUUGUGUGGUCCCUGGUUGGGGCACCACUGUUUUGAAGAAAGUGUUCUUCCCAGAUGUUUUGCAUUGUGGAAAUAUCACCACUGUGAGUGACUCAGAAUGCUUCCAGGUCUAUUCCAAUGCUUUGAAGAAAAACAUGCUCUGUGCCACUGUGAAAAGAGGUGGCGUGGAUUCCUGCCAGGGCGAUCCUGGCUCCCCGCUGGUUUGUGACCAUCAGCUGCAGGGAAUCACUUCCUGGGGCUUUGAAGAAUGCUCCCAGGUGGAGAUCCCCAGUGUCUUCACCAAAGUUUGUAACUACAUCGACUGGAUUAAACAAACGAUGGCUUAUGCUUAGCAUCUCUGCGGAAUAAAGCCUGGCAUCUCUCCUAACUAUAACCUUACAAAAUAAAGAUGUGCGACAGCA
This is a messenger RNA of Heteronotia binoei (common prickly gecko), 813 nucleotides long. Its product is annotated as kallikrein-11-like. Bases 1 to 744 code for a protein of 247 amino acids. Gene Ontology annotation, biological process: proteolysis. The record is from RefSeq and is a predicted model, not a curated record. The transcript has 5 exons. NCBI's taxonomy places the organism in Eukaryota, Metazoa, Chordata, Lepidosauria, Squamata, Gekkonidae. Gene Ontology annotation, molecular function: serine-type endopeptidase activity.